Messenger RNA from Ornithodoros turicata, 1252 nucleotides. RefSeq names its product beta-1,3-galactosyltransferase 1-like. Gene Ontology annotation, molecular function: hexosyltransferase activity. Gene Ontology annotation, cellular component: Golgi membrane. The record is from RefSeq and is a predicted model, not a curated record. NCBI's taxonomy places the organism in Eukaryota, Metazoa, Arthropoda, Arachnida, Ixodida, Argasidae. The transcript has a single exon. Bases 15 to 1109 code for a protein of 364 amino acids.
CAUUCGGUCCUGCAAUGCUGCGUCUGCGUUGGAUUCAACGCAGCAUGUUACGAGGCUAUCACUUUGCACAAGCAGUCUGCAUAUUGCUGCUUUCACUGUACGUUUUGCUGUUGCUCCUGAAUCCCUCGGAGACCGAACGACAAUCCCCCGCUUUCUCUUCGUACCAAAGCCGAGCUUCGCCCGUGCAACAGCUCGGGAAGUCCGAUGGUGAGACCGAGAACCAUUCUGUUGUACCCCCUAACAUUGUCUUCUGCGCCCGAUGCGUACCACCUACUAUUAAGACGUUGGUGUACCGAAGACCUCAGGGCCUCGACAUAGAUGAGGACGACACAGCUUUACGGCACAACCCAGUCUUGCUCCUGACACAGGUGCGUAAGCGGGACCCCAAGGAUAACGUCGUCGUUUGCGUGACCUCUUCGCCAAAUAAUUUUGAAGCUCGGAAGGCAAUUAGACAUUCGUGGGGCAACGCAACCCAGAACCUGACCGUUCUCUUCUUCAUGGGUCGUCCGAGAGAUUUUUAUAUCCUCAAGAGAGUGAAGGAUGAGUCUUCAAGGCAUGAGGACAUCAUUAUGGAGAACUUGACUCCAAGGGCCAGAAACAGGGUAUUGCACGCAAUCCAGGCUCUACUGAUAGCGCGAAGGUUGUUCGAUAAUCGUAGUAAUGUACUCAAGGUUUACGACAACACGUUUGUGAACACACGACUAUUGCUAGGGAUCACAAGGGGAUUUUCUGUGCCCCCAGACCAGUUGUACGGCCGGAUCAGCUUUACGGGAGGAACAGCGCACCUACAGGACUGUGCGUAUCUGUUUCGUGCCUCCACCAUUACCACGCUCUGUCGAGCGAUGGCUGACGUGCCGAUGGACUUUCGGGAAGGCGUGUAUAUUACGGGAAUGUUGGCCAAGGAAGCAAAUGUUAGCCUCGUGAACACACACUUGAUCGGGUCCUGCACAGGCGGCGCUAUGGAGGUAGAUAUAUGCUCUAUCAGGUCUCGCUUAACCGUGCACCCUGUCACGCCCAAGAAUCACUACGACUAUCACAGAGCAGUUACAAGAGACGUGAAAUGUGUCCCUUCAGGCCAACGCCAACGCGGUAGGACGGCUGGUGGGUAGCAGUGGUUUAUACUUGAGCCAAUGCAAGUGGGACAGUGCCCUACGAUACCUCUUUGUAAUAUUAAACAUUGUAAUAAUAGCUGUAAACCGCCGGUUUUCUCAACGUUGUCUUUGAAACCCGGCGGAGACCGCCAUGAGUUCAC